Molecule: messenger RNA, 7760 nt
Organism: Patella vulgata (common limpet)
Lineage: Eukaryota; Metazoa; Mollusca; Gastropoda; Patellidae
Product: tyrosine-protein kinase SRK2
Exons: 11
Coding region: 656-2152 (498 amino acids)
Biological process (GO): protein phosphorylation; cell differentiation; innate immune response
Cellular component (GO): extrinsic component of cytoplasmic side of plasma membrane
Molecular function (GO): ATP binding; signaling receptor binding; non-membrane spanning protein tyrosine kinase activity
Source: RefSeq, a predicted model, not a curated record
GUUGUGACUGUUAGUAAAAAGUCGUGUUGGUUUGUAGCGUACCUGUGAAUUACCUGCGUACAGGUAACUUGUUACAACCUUCCUGGCCAACCUGUUGACAUUAUAUUUGGUGAACAAGUUUUUAGUGAUUUAGUUUUGAGAUUAGCGAAGACGACCUGGGGUUAAUCUUGAUAGUUAUUGUGUGCAGUGUUAGAUAAACAUUUCUUGAAGGAUAUGUCGUUCAAUUGAGGAUAUAAACAAACGAUAUAGGUGAUAAUAAGGAUGUAAUUCAGACUGAUGAUAAAAUAGAAUGGGACACAAUAAAUUAAAGGAAAUGUUCAGUUUACAUCACAUUUGAGAAAUGUUGAAGAAGAAACUUCAAUUAUGUACCAUAAUAUGAAACAAGUGAAGAACAAUAAUUUGUGAUGAUAAAAUUAUUUCAAUUGUAAACUGGGAUGUGAUUCAGACGGAUGAAAAUAAAUCAAAAUAAAGAAAAUGUAACCUUAUAACUUGUGAAUUCAGGAAACUUAGAUAUUGAUUUGAUCAAUUUUUUUUAAAGAGGCAUUAGUUAUAAUAUUUGUGAAGUCUGAUGUUGGAGUUAUCCAGUGUGCCGACUACGGGUGUUUUAAACUUGUGUUCAAUAUUGUGAUAUUCGUAGACCUAUAAUAGUAUAAACAUGGGGUGUAUUAACACGAAAGCAACUGGGGGAUUCGAUGACCCGAUGAAAGGACCUAAAAAUGGAAGUAUUAGAAGCAGUGGUUCUAGAAGGAAGAAUAGUUAUACCCAGAAUCCAGUUGGAUUAACGCAAACUGGUCCUAGUGGUAAAAUAUUAACAGCUUUAUAUGAUUAUUCUGCCAGAACACAAGAUGACCUGACCUUUCAAAAAGGUGACAAAAUGAAACUCAAAGACGAUAGUGAUGGUGAUUGGUGGUUAGCAAUACAUGAUAAUGGAUCAGAAGGAUAUGUACCAAGGAAUUACGUCGCUCUGGAAAACACCCUCGAAUCACAAGAAUGGUUUAUGGGGCAGAUUACGAGAAAAGAAGCUGAACGUCAAAUAUUAACGCCAGGAUUAAGUUGCGGAACAUAUCUAGUUAGAGAAAGUGAAACAUGUCCAGGGGCGUAUGUAUUAACAAUGAGAGAUUAUGUUGAAUCGCGAGGGGAUUGUGUUAAACAUUAUAAAGUACGCAGUCUGGAUAACGGUGGAUGUUACAUUACAGCACGAAGAACAUUUAAUAAUGUUAUUGAACUUGUUCACUUCUAUAAAGAUUCAGCAGACGGUUUGUGUCGUCAGUUAACAGAUCCAUGUCCGAAACCAAAGCCAGUUAUGGAUGAUUUAUCCAAGGAAACCAGAGACGAUUGGGAAAUUCCACGAGAAACUUUAACGUUCGGUAAACGACUGGGUGCUGGUCAAUUUGGUGAAGUAUGGAAAGGACAAUAUAUGGAGUCGACAGACGUAGCCAUUAAAACACUGAAAGUAGGAACCAUGUCGCCCGAAGCAUUUUUAGCGGAAGCUCAAAUCAUGAAGGAAUGUAGACAUGAUAAGCUAGUCCGACUUUACGCCGUCUGCACCAAGGAGGAGCCUAUUUAUAUUAUAACUGAACUGAUGACAAACGGUGCCUUGUUAGAAUAUCUACGAGAAACUGAUGUGAUAGAACUCCCAGUUCUUAUUGACAUGGCUGCUCAGAUUGCAAGUGGUAUGAGUUAUCUAGAAGGAAGGAAAUUCAUUCAUCGUGAUUUAGCUGCUAGAAAUAUUCUCGUUGGUCAAAAUAACGAAGUGAAAGUAGCAGAUUUUGGUUUAGCUAAAGUUAUAGAAGAUGAUGAAUAUAACCCGAAACAAGGUGCUAAAUUCCCUAUUAAAUGGACAGCGCCAGAAGCAGCUCUAUAUGGUAAAUUCACCAUCAAAUCUGAUAUAUGGUCAUAUGGUAUUCUUGUUAUGGAACUAAUGACAAAAGGACAGGUACCAUAUCCAGGUAUGGGUAAUCGUGAAGUUUUGGAUCAAGUCGAACGAGGAUACAGAAUGCCACGCCCUAAAAAUUGCCCACAGCCAGCUUACGAUAUGGUUUUGAAAUGUUGGGAUAAACGCUCAGAAAAUCGACCAACUUUUGAAUAUUUGUUUAAUUUUUUCGAUGAUUAUUUUAUUUCUACGGAACCAAGUUAUAAAGACGCGGAAUAAAUAGUAUUUAUUAUUCAUACAUUCUAAUUGUUAUUAUCAUCUGGGGGGAUUUGUUUAUUUAAACCGGGAAGCUAUGCAACCCCCUUUUUUUACGAUCUGAAGCAGGGUUUUUGUUUCAGUGAAAUUGACUUGCAACUGUCACUUAGUUUACAUGACAUGGAAUUAAAAUUUCAAAGCAUUUAAAAACCUUAAAAUACAAUAUAAGGAAUUAAAUUUAUAGUUUUUAUGUUUCUAAACACUUAAAGAAAUAGGAUAAUGAUUGUCAUAUUCCUUUAAAUAAAAAAAUCUUGUUAAUCGGAGGUAAUUAAGAUACGUGAAAACUUGACAAACAUCUAAAACUUGGAAUUGACAGCCCUUAUCUAAAUGUAUAUUGAAAUUAAAUUCGACCUGCUGUAUUUUCUAAAUUGACAUCUGAUUGGCUUCUUGUAAUAAUCAGAUAAUUUCAUUGGAUUACAUAGUUUAGAAAAUGUUCUUAUAAGGAUGGCUAGCUAAUUUAUUUUCACAUAUUUGAACCAGGAACUAUUUGUUUUAAGGCCAACGCUCUUCAAAAACAAAGUCUAAGGCUCCGAGUACAAUCGGUCAGAAGCAUGGCGUGCAUGUUUAGACAUUUAUACAUGGACUAUUGAUCGAUAUAACUUCGUAAUUCCAAGAUGGCUGUUUCCUAGUUGAUAGUAGAGUCGUACUUGUUAAUUCCGAGAUGGCGCUGUUUCCAGAUGUUUAAUAGUGUCGUAUUAACUGUUUAAUUCCUGAGUAUUUUAUUUGUUAAUGAUUUUCUUGUUUUAAAGAGACCAUGUUAUUGAGGACAACUGUCAAUGAUUUUAAUUUGUUUGUUAUUGAGAUCAAUGUGAAUUCAAUGAUAAUUUAGUUAAUUUUUUUUAUAUAUUCUAAAUAGUUGCUUGUCUUAUACCAUGUAGCAUGUUGCUCAACAUGUCCUCCAUCUUGACAUAUGAAUAUUAUUAUAACAACCAGGCAAUCACCUUUCUGUAAGUUAUGCAAUGUCACAUGCGGUUAGCUAACGGUCAUUUUGCUCAACCAAUUAAUGGAAGACGCAGGAAUACAACAUUGUUAAAGCCCUAUUUAAACUCCUCAACCAUAUUUACAUAAAUUUACAAGGGAAUGGAAGAACGAGGCUAGACAUAUUCCACAAGAUAUGUCAAACGGUGACACCAUAUUCAUAUCUGGAGAGCAUGUGCAUUAAGUACUAUCGGUGUAGACUGGAAUAACCAGACGCUAGAGAUUGCCAUUCGAUUGAGACUUCUGGCGUACUUCGCCGAACAUAACUGAUUUGAAAUUAGAAUAUAAAAAUGUAAAUCAGUUUAUAUACAUUCAUUUUAAAUUAUUUAUAUGUGUUGCGAGUCGCGACCCAUUUGUUUCAAUUUCUAGGUCCCAAAUAUUAGCUAUUUAGCUCCUUUAAAAUUAGAUAACAUCUGGGUCCUUAUUCCUGAAAACUUAAACUAGAAAUUUUAAGAAUCCUGGUUUUUCAUUGGCUAAAAGCUAAAAUUUGUACUAAUAUUUUAAUCCCCAACCAAUCAAAAAGCAGGAUCCUUAAAAUAUUUUAGUUUAAGUUUUUGUGAAUUAGGCCCCUUUCCUUUGUUUACCUUUAAUAGGCAUUUAGUAAUUGGAUAUAUUAAAACAAAGUACAAUUUGAUGGAAACAUAAUUACUGAGUUUAAUACUAAGCGACGUUUCGACGCGUAUACUCUCGUCUUUAUCAACUAUGUGUGUUGACGGUAGACAUAUAUAUAUAUAUAAUAUGCAACAACAGUAACCAUGAAAUACAAUUUAAACUUAUGCUAGGUUCAAACUGCCGUGUGGUGCUUUACGACAGGGCUGUCCCUAUUGAGUCCACGAUCUGGUACGCUUCGAUACGAUCAACACGAUUGCUACAACUGAUCUCAAUAUAUGAGAAGACCUGAUAGGAUCACCACGAUUACUCCACGAUUAAAACCACCAUUUCAAUCAUAGCGUGAAUCGUGAUAGUGGGAAUCUAGCAUUAUGGGUAACGUUGUAUUGUAAUAAACUCAGUAAUUGUUUAUCGUUAUUUGUAAAUAUGAUUAUAGAUACCUCGAGGGCCUUACACAAAACUAUUAUAUAUUUAUAUAAAACUAAAAUCUUGAAUAUUUUUUAUACGUUCAUAUAUUUUAUAUCAAUUUAAUCAUAUUAUAUAGAUAUUUAUUAUUAUCAUGUUAUCAAUUUCUGUAUACGGAUCUAGAUUGACAAUUUGAUAUACAUCUAUAAGGCAAACAGGGUUGGAUUCACAUACUUGUAUACCCCAGGACAAAGUCUUCAGUGGGCCCUGAAAUUUAAAUUACAGGGGGUCCCCAGAUACAUGUGGGUCCUAGACCAAUGCCCUUCUAUGCAUAUUGAUAACUAGGUUAGAAUCAGGUUCAGUAAAUCCCUGAAAAACAUUUUCAUGAUGUUGUCGCGCUACAAAGCACGAGCCGGAUAGAAAAAUUACGUGAAGAUUCAACUUCAUGAAACUAAAUUCCAAUCACUUACCCUGGAUUGCCGGUUACUUGAGUUUUUUUUAUUUGUUUAUUUGUAAAUUGAUUAACUGUAAAAAAACCUUUUAUUAUUAAUACUUAUAUUGCUUUAUCAAAAAAAAAGAAUUAAAUUAAAAUUUAAAAACAAAACAUUGUCAACAAACCAUCAAGACAUCAAGCCUGUUUCCCUGGAAACGGUCCCGUUACAUUUGUAUUACUUUAUUAGACAGACAUUUUUUGCUGGUGUAAAAACAUGCGAAAACACAACGAAAAAGCAUACAUGAAAAACAGGCCCUAGACAGGGAGUGAAAGUUAAGAAUUAUAUUUUUUCAUUAAAAUAUUUAACUAGUAUUAUUUGUAUCAGGAUGUUUAAUAUGUUUUAUUAGCUGGCCUGGUAAUCGGGGCCCAAUUUAACAACUACUGGUGGGGUUGUGCCUUUAACUCCGCAAGCCUAUGUUGCUCCCUGGUCCGGACUACUUCUAUACACCAAUAUCAGCUUCGGGACAGCCCUUAACAAACGACAGUCACAAAUAUUAAUAUAGCUAUUAAAAACACAGAAAAAGAGAAAUAUUUGUUAGAUACAAUGGCUGACAAUGUCCGUAAGUAACAGGUGCCUUGUUAAUUUAUAUGGCUGUUUCUUAGAAACUUUUUAUAUUAGAUUUUAAGGAGAAAUGAACAAAUGACAACAGAGUGAGGUCUUGUUUACACUGUAACGCCUGUUUUACAUGUGCAUGCUUUUUGUGGCAUCACUGGCGAACAGGGCUGCCUGAUGCAUGCACAAAUAUAAUGGGACCGAACGAAUGCCACAAAUCACAUAUAUGGAAAACAAGCUUUACGCUUUAUUUCAUCAUGGAGAUAUUCUAAGUUAUUUGUUUUCUACAAAAAAUAUAUACCGGUAGAUUGUGGUUAGAAUAUUGCCAAAAUCUCUUGAGUGCCUUGUACGUCGUCGUUGUUUUCAAUUUUAUAAAAUAUAUUUGUAUCACAGUUUCAUGUACAUAUUUUAACAGAUACUGAAAUCAUUUUCCUUGAAAUAAUCAGUCGUAGAUUUAACUGGUUUUUAUGUCAUCUGAAAAGUGAUUCCUUUGUUAAUCUCAAAUUAAUCUCAUUGUAGAUUUAAAUGUUUAUAUGUCAACUGAAAGUUGAUUCCUUCCUUAUUCUAAAAUAAUUGAUUAAUAUUGAUCUCUAUAAAUGUUCUAUUUCUACCAGUCAUAAUAAAGUAUCAAAUGUUAAGGUCAGCUCAAUUUGUGUCAAGGUCACUGAUAUGUAAAUAAGGUUAGGGCACGUGAUUGUUGGCGAGAUUGUAGGUUAGGGUUAGGGUCAGCAUUGGGACUAAGGCUAAGUCCAGGGUUAAGGUUGGGAUUAGCACUAGCCCUGUUGACAUCUCGUGAGCUGGCCUUAUCAUUUAGCACUAACCAGUGUAGGGAUUUCACCGUUAUCAUUGGAAAUAUUUUUAGUGAUUAACACCCAGUGGAUUUAAUGCCUUAUGCCCAGGACGUCGACAUUGUUUUUGUAUAAAUCAUAAAAGAUUAAUUUGUUAUUGCCUAUAAAAACAAUGGCCACAUCCUGAGAAGACACCGAUUUAUUAAAACCAAAGUCUAUGUUGUCUUUAUGAAGCCAGUAUAUUAUUUUUAAUUCAUGGACCACUAUCAUUGUUUUUACUUCAUCAAGCUUGUUGUGUUAUAACUUUAUUUUAAAUUUCAAGAAGAUAUAAUUUAGUCAUUGUAAAUGUAUAGUCACGCUUUAAUCUUGCUUCGUUCAUCACGUAUUUCAUACCUUGAUUAAAUACAUGAUCUAAACAUUCACCAUAUAAGACUAUAAUAGUGAUAGGUGUAGUAUAUUAGGUAGGAUAUGCUGACAAUUUCUAGAAUAUCUGAUGUUAUUUUUUUGUGCUUUUGUAUUAUUGCCCGUGUAGGACAUGACAAGGUCGGCCAAUGAAGUCAAGGUAUCUGAUACAUGUUGUUACAGUACCUUAACACAUUCUGGUAUUUUAUUCGCAAAAAUUUAAACUAAAAAUUUUUUAAGAAUGCACACCACACUGCCGAGACAGUUCAUCGGGAUUUUCCGGAGUGGUUUCCCCUUGUCAGUGGUGCAUGACGAGGGGCCUGACCAGGGUAGCUGUCUAGUUAUUUGGAUUGAAUGAAAAACCGAGGUACCGUGUACACAUUGGCAUACACGUAAAAGAUCCCUUGGCUGUUGGAAUUCGAUAUAAGACAGUAAGACGUUAAACCCCAUUUCAUCUCAAGAUUAUACUAAGAUUUUAACGCCAAACGGCUGCAUCUUCAGAAUAUUUUAACUUAAGAUUUUGUGAAUAAAUCCUCCUUGUUUUUUUAACUUUAAUAUAUUUUUAAACCACUUAAAUAUUAGAUAAACUAUUUUAUUUAUAUAAAGGAUUUAUUUGUAUAUUUCUCAUUUAGUGCAAUCAUCGAUUUACAUUUUUUUGCGACGACAUUCUAUUCGAUGAAGAAUGACUUUUUGUUUUGUUAAGAUUAGUUUAAAGUUGGAUUACUUAGAUGAUUGGGGCCAUGGGGCCAUAUUUGGGCCAUGAUGAUUGGGGCCUUGGGGCCAUGAUGAUUGGGACCAUGAUGAUUGUUUUGUUAAUGAAAUGGAGGUUAUUUUUCUUCUUCUAUUAGUGAUAUUGGGGACAAGUUGUCUUAUUUUGUUAUUUUAGCGCAUGUGCAGGGGUCUGUCCUGUUGGAGAAGGUGGCAGACGCCCCUAUCUCCAAGCCACAUACGCUCACACCAGGGAUCGAAACCACAACCGGCCAGCUAGAGGUCGAAGGGUGACACUCUAGACCACUCUAGGCCUCCCAACCCCUUCGUUCGUUCGUUUCUAGACUUUUACGUCCACUUUCACCUAAGGUGAUAUCGUAGACCAGUCAUCCCAACCCCCUAAGAAAUCCAGCUUUAUAGUAUGUUUUGUUAAUUAGGCCAAACUCGAGAAUACCUGUGUUUACGGUUUUUCAAUCGGGACCCAAUUUAACCAUAAACACAGGUAGUUUUAUGUUUGGCCUUAAAAGUGUGGAAUAUUUUUUUAUGUUUGAUGUUUUGUGCUUCUAUUUGUUUUUUUUCUUUUUGUGUGAAAAUAAUGUAAAUAUUUAUAAAAUAAAUAUAUAAUAUAUUACUGUC